Messenger RNA from Klebsormidium nitens, 2392 nucleotides. NCBI's taxonomy places the organism in Eukaryota, Viridiplantae, Streptophyta, Klebsormidiophyceae, Klebsormidiales, Klebsormidiaceae. The record is from the annotation of a GenBank genome assembly.
CUUAAACUUUUGAAGCCCAUGUGCAACUUGGAACACUGCUCAAGCAAUGUGAAACAAACCAUGUGAGCUUCUGCUUCAUGCAAAUGCUCUUGGCGGGUUGCAUGGCCCGGGGCCGUAGCUAGGCUGCAGAAAAAAAAAAGCUGUCCUUCUCUGGGCAUGCAUGGAUCUCCUGACGGACGCGAUUGGUCUUCUGGCAUCUGAUGGCGAGGAACGGAAACCAGCUGCACGGGCUCGAGGAAUUGAGAAGCGGUCCGAAUCGCCGUCCGACUUUAUCAGCCAAGAGGACAGCAUUCCCUUUGGGCCGAUCUUCCCUCUCCCCCAGUUCGGCGAGGGCGCUGAUCGGUUGAUAGGGGUGUCCGACUUUAGUUUACCGCCAGACUUUGAGAAGCGUUUCCUCUGGUAUCAGAAGCGAACGGAGAAGCACUAUGAACGGCAGGGCAAGCCCCUGCCUUCAAAGACGCUCACAAGCAAAGAUGAAAGGAAUAUGGCCAAAGCGGAGAAGGAGGGGUUGAGCAACGGAGAGGGGGGGCUUGCGAUUGUUGGACGAGGUCGGAGCGGUGGCUCCGGCAACAAGCCCCCCGCCUACAAGCACCUGAGGAGGAACACAUUCUUCCGGAGGAGCCAUGUUGUUCUGCCCCCCGACGAGAUCCAGGUGUGCGAGUGCCGCCCGAGCGAGGGAUGUGCGUUGGACCACUGCUUGAAUGCAGUCACGCACUGGGAGUGCACGCCGGGGUAUUGCCCGUGCGGGGAAGAGUGCCAGAACCAGCGCUUUCAGCGAUGUCAGUACGCAGACGUCAAGCCAUGCAAAACGGAGGGGAGGGGUUGGGGUCUCUAUGCGCAGGAAGAUAUCAAGGCUGGCCAGUUCGUGGUGGAGUACUGCGGGGAGAUCAUCAACGACAGGGAGGCCGUCAAGCGCUCCGAGGACUACCGACGGGAGGGCCUGCGCGACCACUACAUGCUCAUUCUGAGCGGCUCGGAGGUUAUUGACGCCACCAAGAAGGGCAGCUACGGCCGCUUCAUCAACCACUCCUGUAACCCCAGCUGCGUAACCAAGAAGUGGAACGUGCUGGGCGAGGUGCGCGUCGGCGUGUUUGCGCACCGCGAUAUCCCACGCGGCGAGGAGCUGACGUACGACUACGACUUCGAGUGGUACGGCGGGGAGAAGGUGCGCUGCCGCUGCGGCGCGGCCAACUGCAUUGGCUUCCUGGGCGCCAAGUCGAAGCGGUUCAAGGAGGAUCUGGUGCUGUGGGAGGACGACGACGAACGAUAUGAGAUCGACAACGUGCCCACUUAUGACUCGGACGACGAGCCUAUCGGCGGGCGGCAGCACGCCUACUACUCGUCAGACGGGGAAGCGUUCUCGGGUGACUCUGGCGGCGUAUUUGACACCCUCAGGAAGGGCGACUCUGCAGCCAGGCCGCUGACCCAGAAGGUCGCCCGUAAACGGAGUCCGGAACCCGGUGUUGAGAACGGGCGGCCGGCUUUGCCGCUGAAGAAAAGAAAAGUGGGGCAAAGAGUUGGGGACACGGAGACCCAGCAACUGGAGGGAGUGUCAGUCUUGGCAAAUUCGGACGCGGCAAUCGAAAUUCCGACUUCUCAAGUUGUGCGGUCCAGUUUCGAAGUGUCUGCGUCAGUUGACGGAAUCGCGAUUGCGGGGGCUGGCCUGGCGGGGCGAUCGACGGUUGUGGAGGGCCAAUCGCACGACCGGAUGCGACCGGGGUCCAAGCCUGUGCGAAAGCGGGUUAAGAAGGAGGUUACUGGUUUGGCAGCCCGGUUAAGGGUGGUCAAGGAGCACAAGAAGGUGGUUAGGGGCUCGGGGAUCACGGGGGGCCGGUUGGUGGUUACGAAACCGAGUGCGAAGGCGCUGUUGAACGGUGGGCGGAGGGGAAGGUUGAGGAAAAACUUGGUGGUUAGGGAUGCGUUAAUCAAGAAGGUUAGUGCGGUCGAGUGGGUCCCGUCGGAGGCUGCAAGGAGGGAGAUUCUGGCGAAGGAACGGGCGUUGUCCGAAGCGAGAGCGGAUCUGGAGCGAUUGGAAGAAGAGCUCAGACCGAAGAUGCAAGCGUGCGUUGAGUCAAAAGGGGCAUUAAAUGUUGCGGAUGCGAAGCGGUGGGUGAGCAGUGAAUGCCUGGUUGCCAAAGUGGCGUUUGAGAGACACUUCGCAUACAUCAUGCACGGGCUUGGACUUACGGACCUUGUAUCUGCUGCUAGCUUGAAGUGAAGAUACAGAUUAAGCAAGACUGCAACCGUCAGGGGUGAAAACACGCCUUCGAAUGUGUUGCGACCAGCUAUGCCUACCAAGUAAGCCUUGAAAAGCGAUGCGCCUGCCAUGCAGUGCCUGAAAUAUUGAAAAUGUCGGACACGCUAACCCGGCAACUCGUUGCGGACUCUCUAG